AUGCCUCCCCUCGACUUGGGCGACGUCUUCGUCCUACGCCUAAAGGACCUGCGUCUCGACCGCGUGCAUAGCAAAUGUUUGCUUCACGCGACUAUCGUGGAGAAUUGGGUACCAGCAGGGACCAAGGAGAUAUAUGCAACGCUGAUAGAAGACGACAAUGGAGAUCGGAUGAAACUUGUGGUUUUGCAGUUAAGAUUUUUUCGACUGCAGUAAGUAUCCUCAUGUAGUUGAGAAAAUGUUGAGACAACUGUGUCGUGUGCAGUUAGAUGGAUCCUCGUUAGAAGCCGGCCGUCUAUCUAUCUUGACCGCUAGCCUCGUACAUAGAGUAGAAGUAGCAACAUCUCAAAUACUCAAUUUCUGUGGUAGAAAUCUUUUCUAAUCCAAGGCUCAGCCAUAUGCAAAGACGGCAAGCGUUUAGAUUGGAUGCAAAAGGAAUAUCCGCCAGGAUCGAGGAUCACGCUAAAGGAGCCUUGGUUCAAGGUUCUCUUUGACGGCACGCAUGGGCUGCGGGUAGAAGACACUGCGCUGAUGAAGGGAACCGUAGUGGAGCCAUUGAUUGUGGGGAAAGAGAAUAAGAAUUCUGUUAAGCCUGGUGAUGAUUCGUUUUCACAGGAGGCCAUCUUCUUAUUCUUUCUUUUCUUGAAGGAUUCAUCUGAGAAGAUCAUAGUGAAUAGAAAUACUUGUGUUGCGAGUUCGAUGUCUAAUACUGCCAGUGCUGAGGUAAAACCAGAAACAACACCCGAAGAGAGGAAGCAGAUUCGCGCAAAGGCACUUCAGCAACAAGGAAAUGCUUGUGUCCAGGCAGCGGAUUUCGAGAAGGCUUUAGAGCUCUACGAGCUUGCUCUCCGUCUCGACACGGACAAAAAAGAAAUUUCUCAUCUCUUGUAUUCCAAUAGGUAUGGCUAGUAGAAGGUGACUAUCUGGCGUGGACUGUGUUUACUGAGUUCCCCUUGAUCUUCUAAAGAGAAAAUCAACGGGAACUCAUGUCAGGCCACUCAAUCACGGAUAGCAAGUGUCUAGCGUUAAAAUAGAGCUUUGUGCUUUUUGAAGAAGAAGGAAUAUAGCCGCAGUUUAGCAGAGGCAGAACGCGCCAUAAAACUGAAACCAGACUUCUUGAAGGCGUAUUUUCGAGCGAGCGAAGCGGCAGUGAAACAAGGGAAAUACGUAUCUCUAACUUGUACCUACUGUCUGAAUAUUCCUUCGUUCACUUGGUGUGUACGUGAAUUAAGAUUCUAUUUCACCGUUGUAUAGUGUCUACUACACCAAGAAUACUCAUCAAGAAUCUAAACAAAUCCAGGGCCUCUCCAUCGAAAUCCUGCUUCGGAUUCCGGAAGAGGUUGCGGCAAAGUUGACGAAAAUAGAGGAAGAAACAGUGAGGAGACUCCUAGAGGAUGCUGCAGUAUUGCCAACAACCCCUGAGGGCGUGCUUCGCGUCCUUGCGGACACUGACAAGCAGCUGCAACUGCUCAGUCCUGACUACUUCGUUGCUACGGUGUGCGAACACACAGUUCGAUCGUGCUUGUUGUUAUGGAAAUUUGGAGGUGAGGAAAGUUCUAGAGGAAAGUUCUACUUAGAAGGAAAGAUGAUCUAGCGUUAGUUUGUUCUCUCUGUCGUACUUUCGUAGGUGGCUACUUGGAGGAACUUCGACUACUUUUUCUGUGACGCCAGUAGGCAGUCUGCCCUGAUGAACUUUGUGCGAGAUAAAUUGUAUUGCGUUCUUGUAUUCUACCUCUCGCUCUAUGUCUCCCUUAAUAUCACACCAGAACCAUCAAGUAGACAUAAAGUUUACUGGGUAUAUCAUCAAGUACUUACUCUCUAACCCUAGUCGCUUUCCAGUCGGGUCAGAGGAAGUGUCUAGAUAUGCCUGACGAAGAACUAGACGAGGUAAUAGAUGACGCGAUGGCAGACAUGCAGAUACGUGCUGAUGCGGUGGACGACUUGGAAAAACGGAAGAUGGUCAAGUUAUGGAGAAGGGUUUGGACUGGGAGAACUCGAAGACUCGAUCUUCAUAGCUGCCUGUAGUAGCAUAGACUCAUACUUACUAUUAUCUACUUUCCUUUUUAUAAGGUUGGGGCUUAGGUCGUCCAGCGGCGCUCAAAGCACAUAAGUAAAGCAGCCGGCUAGUUUUCCCUCUAUCUCGUAGACUUAUAAUGAUCCCUCCAAGCAAAAUACUACUUUCUAAUGCCUGAGAAGAUCCAGCAGACAGCAAAAGUUCAGGAAGCACAGUUGUUCGCCGUUGUGCCGCGUCUCCUUCAGCGUUUCGACGGGUAUGAGAAAUGGGCAAAGGAAAAAUUUCCUGCUAACGAAGAUAGACAAAAGAGAUUAGCACGGAUGGUAAAAGAAUUGAAAGAAAUUGAGGAAAGUGGUAAGAAGAACUCGUCAAAAAAGGAUGUGGAAAGUGAAAGUUCGACGUCCAAUGCUAGCGUGAAACAAGAAAGGACUUUGAACCAAUCAAGCAGUGCUGUAAUUUCUACACCACUUCAGGGUGGUUAAGGUGUACAGGUUGAUCUUGUGUAUUCCGGAAACUUAAUUCAGGAAAUCAAAAUGAAAAGGAAAACAUUAGUCAU
Amoebophrya sp. A25 is the source of this 2567-nucleotide messenger RNA. NCBI's taxonomy places the organism in Eukaryota, Dinophyceae, Syndiniales, Amoebophryaceae. The record is from the annotation of a GenBank genome assembly.